Messenger RNA from Hevea brasiliensis (rubber tree), 1547 nucleotides. RefSeq lists its product as uncharacterized. The transcript has 10 exons. Gene Ontology annotation, cellular component: endoplasmic reticulum membrane. Lineage: Eukaryota; Viridiplantae; Streptophyta; Magnoliopsida; Malpighiales; Euphorbiaceae. The coding region runs from base 314 to 1321 and encodes 335 amino acids. The record is from RefSeq and is a predicted model, not a curated record.
UUUUUUAAAAAAAAUUAUUCUAAAGAAUAAAAUAUAUUUUUUCUUAUAAAAAAGUGUUUUCCAUUAAUAAAAGGUUUUAUAACAUUUUACAAUGUUUUAAAUUUUAAUGUUGUAAUUAAUUUUAUGGAUAAGAUCGGACCUCUGAUGUGAAAAAUGAAAUCGCCCACCGUGGGGCUCGAACCCACGACCACAAGGUUAAGAGCCUUGCGCUCUACCGACUGAGCUAGACGGGCUUGCUUAAAGAUCAAGCCUCUGUCCUAAAUAAAUAAGUGAAGACUGGAAACCAUAGGACUACACACCGUGACAGUGACCAAUGGAGUUACUAUUGACAAUAGCAGAGCAUCUGGCAGCUCAACUUCUGAUGAUAACAUUCUUUCCAGUCAUCUUUGAAUCCUACAAGCGAAGACACAGUUACGAGCAUGUUGAUGCUCCUGUUAUCUAUGAGGAUCUGAAUUCGUUAAAACAGAUUCCUUGCCCCCAUAUCAAUGAUCCAGCAGAGAAGUAUAUAUCUUUGAUAAUUCCUGCUUUUAAUGAAGAACGUAGGCUUCCUGCAGCACUUGAUGAAACCAUGAAUUAUCUUCAACGACGUGCAGCAAAGGAUAGGUCAUUUACUUAUGAGGUGGUGAUUGUUGAUGAUGGAAGUCAGGAUGCCACAAAAAGCGUAGCUUUUGGCUUCGUGAAAAAAUACACAGUGGACAAUGUAAGAGUUAUCCUUCUUGGGAGAAAUCAUGGCAAGGGAGAAGCUAUUCGAAAAGGCAUGCUUCAUUCUCGUGGUGAACUACUUCUAAUGGUGGAUGCUGAUGGGGCAACAAAGGUUAAUGACCUCGAGAAACUUGAAUAUCAGAUUCAUGCUUUUGCCAAAAAGGAGAUUAAUUUGGGAAAUGCUACAGCGACAGAUUCAAAUUUUAGAAUAUCUGAUUUCCCAGUUGCUGCAUUUGGUUCUCGUGCUCAUCUUGAGGAGAAACCUUUGGAAACAAGAAAAUGGUAUCGCUAUUUUCUAAAGAAGAGCUUUGAUCCUGUUGUUUUCUUAGUUGCUGGUCCUGAAAUUCGUGAUACACAGUGUGGCUUUAAGAUGUUCACCAGGGCUGCAGCAAGGAAACUUUUCGCAAACAUCCGGCUGAAAGGAUGGUGCUUUGAUCUAGAGGUUGUUUUUCUAUGCAAACAUUUCAAUAUCCCCGUGCUUGAAAUUUCUGUAGACUGGUCUGAAAUGCCUGGAUCCAAGGUGAAUCUAUUAAGCAUUCCCCAGGCGAUGUGGGAGGUUGCAAUCAUGGUCUUUGGAUAUGGGACUGGAAUGUGGGAAAUUCGCUCAGAGUAUUCAUAGUGGAGAUCAUUUAUGAGAACUAUCGUGAUCUUCCUUGCUUCUUCCGAUUCUUAUCAGUUGAAAUGGAAGCACAGUACUAUUUGAGUGAUCAAUCUUUUUCUUUAUUUAUCAUUCCUUGAUCACUGAAUUUAGAGUUUAGCCACUUGUUUCAAGAAAUAUAUAGUUGCACUGUACAUUCAUAUGAAACCAGAAGCCAUGUUAAAAUAAGACUGCUCGUUAUCUUUAA